Molecule: messenger RNA, 2284 nt
Organism: Ostrea edulis (European flat oyster)
Lineage: Eukaryota; Metazoa; Mollusca; Bivalvia; Ostreida; Ostreidae
Product: thyrotropin-releasing hormone receptor-like
Exons: 3
Coding region: 744-1952 (402 amino acids)
Biological process (GO): G protein-coupled receptor signaling pathway
Cellular component (GO): membrane
Molecular function (GO): thyrotropin-releasing hormone receptor activity
Source: RefSeq, a predicted model, not a curated record
CCCACCUCUGGCGUCUCCUCUAAAUUUUUAUUCUUUAUAGGAUUUUUGAGAUUGUUCGUUAUUUUUCAUGUAUUAUACUGUAUAUAUAUUCAUCAUUACCGCAUUUGAUUUUGAAAAUAAAUGUGUCCUUAAUUCAUUAUUAGGAUUUUAAAGGAAUCUGUGUGCAUUAUAGAAAGCAAUCAUAGCAUUUUUGCUUUGGGAUGAGUAUCAAAUUAUAAGAUCAUGACAUCUGCAAAUGAUAACAUCUUAUUGCUGAACUACAAGGCGUCCAACUGCAGUGGUAUUUUAAUAGGACGAUCUUGAAUGCGCUAAGUGUGUUUGAGGUAGCGCUUUGAUACUUGUGUAAACCCAAUUUGUUAAGGUACAUAGCAAAUAAAGGUCUAAUUUUCAGCUUCAAAGAAAAAAUACUUUUUACGCUUCAUACAAUGCAUGCUUAGCGUAGGACCGAAAUUCAAUUAACGAUAUUAGAAAUAAAUAAUCCUGCUCAGGUCUUUAAGAGUGUGGGCUGCUCUGCAUUGUAUAUAACGUGCGAUUGGCGCUUUUCCUUGCUAUUUUAUCGUCAACGUCGGUCGAUCGCGGACAGCGAGUGAACACUGUUCAGCCAUUGGUGCGCACUUGUCUGUCAAAGUUACACAUCAUCCUGUAAUAUACCACGACUUCAAAUGAAUUCUUUAUUCAAACUUGAAGGCAAUUAAUAUUAACCAAACCGCCAAUACUUGUUUAGCAUUUGUUGAUAAGAAACCAUGUCAAUUCAUUUAUGCUUGGCCGCUAACGAAAGUUUAAACGUUACCUUGGAUAAGGAAAACUCGUCGACUGUAAGUUUAGUCCAACCCAAGGAUUACCCUUUCCUGUAUCAGAUUAUUUCUGUGAUUAUCGGCAUUGUGAUAUUUCUGGUGGGGAUGCUUGGUAACAUUCUCGUCAUUGUGGUGGUCUGUCGAACUAAGUGCAUGCACACUCCCACCAACUGCUACCUCCUGAGCCUGUCCGUCGCGGAUUGUCUGGUUCUACUCUCCGCUACCCUUCCCUCUAUUCCGGAACCAUUCUUUCACACCGGGGAGUGGCCAUGGGGAGAUGUUACUUGUUCUCUCUUGGUGUUUCUACAGUAUCUUGGUGUUCAAGCAUCUUCAUUAUCAAUUACAAUGUUUACCAUUGAGCGAUACAUCGCGAUAUGCCACCCCAUGAAGGCCCAGCGUAUGUGCACAGUGCAAAGGGCAAAACGCAUAAUCAUCGCUAUUUGGAUUUUCACGAUACUCUAUUGUGCUCCAUGGCUAGGCCUAACUGUUGUGGCAACUGAUUCAAAGACCCAGGUCCAAACCUGUGCCCACCGACUGGAGAGAGAGAAAUAUCUGGCUUACUACCUCACGGAUCUCAUCGCUUUCUACAUCGUUCCCCUUCUCGUUUCUGGAAUAUUAUAUGGGCUGAUCGCUAGAAUUUUGUUUAUCAAUACGAUUCCUCGAUCAAAAUCACAGGAACAACACUAUCCAAAGACGGACAAAUGCCGUGUUAAGAAGUCCACCUUCAGUUCCAGGAAACAGGUUGUGAGAAUGCUGAUUGUGAUUUUCGGCGUCUUCGCGAUCCUGUGGAUGCCUUAUCGGGUUAUGGUAGUGUACAACUCGUUUGCUAAAUCUAAAUACAAGGAUCCGUGGUUUCUUUUAUUUUGUCGGAUCAUGGUCUACAUCAACAGCGCCAUCAACCCCAUUCUGUAUAACGCCAUGUCUGUUAAAUUCAGAAGGGCUUUCCAAAACAUACUGUGUUGUGGGGUUGGUAAGUUAAAACAAGGCUCUGACGCCUAUUCAGAGUACACGAUGGACCACCGAGCCGCCAUUCGUCUCAAUAACUGUCCGGGAAUGGAAAAAUCCUAUCUUCUUAUGCCACCGGACGCUAAAAGAAAAAACCCAUCCAUGGAAAGCAUAACAUUAACGGAGAGUGACGGUUGUCGAGCUGUUAUAUGAAUGACGCGUGUCUUAGGGGAACCUUACAGUGGUCAGUGACACUAUAUAACUGAAACAAUGGGAAACCCAGGUGACAACUUAAUUUGUUUUCUCAAAAUGACCAGCAAGAAGGAAAUAGUUUCUUCGAUUCACACCGAGAGACACUAGGGGCAAAUAAUGAUCUAUCCUUCAUUUCCGACAGAAUAGGAUGACGAUUUCAACAGGGGACAUGAGAAUGCCUCUUAGGUGUAAACUCAAUUAAACAACGCUUGUGAUUUGACUGAGAAAAAUAUUUCCAAUUUUGUAUCGUAUUUCAAAGUCUUUAUUUACCAACACAUUAUUGCAUCCAUUAA